AACAAAAUUCGUUAUCUGCUAAAGAGAAAGAAAAACAUUUUUAUUUUAUAAACAGAGAGUUAAAUUGUUCUUAAACAUGAUGAUGAACAAAGCCGUUCUUGGCUCGAUCCUGGUCUUCAUGUUGAUCGGUUCGGUUCUUGUUGAGAGUCGUCCGCUUGGUCUAACAAAGACCGAGGAGAAGCUCGUGGCUGGUUUCUUCGAUGGCUUGUCACUUGGUUCGAUGAAAGACUCAGGUCCGAGUCCAGGCGAGGGUCACAAGGUUCAGAAGGUCGAGCUUCGAAAAAAGGAGUGGAAAUACUUUGUUCACUAUCUUGGUUGGAACAAAAAUUGGGAUGAAUGGGUUAGCGCGGAUAGGUUGUUGAAACAUACUGAGGAGAACCUUGUGAAACAGAAAGCUCUAGACAAAAAGCAAGGAGUAGAAAAAGGUACCAAGUCUGGGCGUUCGGCUCAGACAAAAACUAGAAGCUCUGCAGACACAAAGGCUGAUAAAGAUGACACGAAGACCAAUGCUGCAAAAGGGAAGAAACGAAAGCACGAGUCCGGCAAUGAGAAGGAUAACGUAUCGGCGGAGAAGCUAAUGAAGAUCCAAAUUCCCGCAACACUUAAAAAGCAGCUCAUUGACGACUGGGAGUAUAUUGCGCAGAAGGACAAGGUUGUGAAACUUCCUCGUUCACCUAAUGUCGAUGAGAUAUUGGCCAAGUACCUGGAAUUUAAAACCAAGAAGGAUGGAAUGAUAACUGAUUCGGUCGCUGAAAUUUUGAAAGGCAUAAGGAGUUAUUUCGACAAGGCAUUACCAGUGAUGCUCUUGUAUAAGAAAGAGCGGCGACAAUACCAAGAAUCAAUCGUGGAUGAUACUUCACCUUCAACUGUUUAUGGCGCCGAGCAUUUGCUCCGUCUCUUUGUGAAGUUGCCAGAGCUUCUUUCAUAUGUAAACAUGGAAGAAGAAACAUGGAGUCGCAUGCAACAAACAUUAUCAGACUUCCUCAAGUUUAUUCAGAAGAAUCAGAACACUUUCUUGCUACCAUCAGCAUAUGAUUCUGAUAAGGUUUCAGAUGGUAAAGGCAAAGGAAAAGACGACUGACAGCUCCAGAAACAAAAAUUUGUUGUAAUUUUAGAAUUCCUUCAUUUUUCUGAUGAAUUCAUAAUUGUAAGGUACAUUUGCUGAGAUUUGUAGCUGAAUAUGAAAUCUUUUACAGGCCUUUGAAGUUAACGAUUUGGUUCGUGUAAUAUUUAUUUUAGUGUUCAAUAAAAAAAAUUCGAACAA
This is a messenger RNA of Arabidopsis arenosa, 1264 nucleotides long. Lineage: Eukaryota; Viridiplantae; Streptophyta; Magnoliopsida; Brassicales; Brassicaceae. The record is from the annotation of a GenBank genome assembly.